AUGAAUCGCCAGGAAAAUAACGACAUUAAGAAGGACAAAAAUCUGAUUCUGGCUUGCACUGGAAGUGUAGCCACAAUAAAAUUACCUGUACUAAUUGAAAAACUGCAAACACUUGAUUCGGAAUUUAAUUUUAAUAUUAAAGUAGUAGUUACAAAACAUGCCAAACAUUUUGUUGAUACCUCAUUGUUGCCCCAAAAUGUAGAAAUGUUGGACGAUACUAGCGAGUGGGAAGCUUGGAAUAGGAGAGGUGAUCCUGUUGUACAUAUUGACUUGGGAAAAUGGGCCGAUUUAAUGGUAAUAGCACCACUUAGUGCCAAUUCUUUGGCUAAAAUGGCAGUUGGGCUGUGUGAUAAUCUUUUAAUGUGCGUCGUGCGAGCCUGGGAUUUUGACAAAAAAUUACUUUUCUGCCCUGCCAUGAAUACUCGCAUGUAUGAUCACCCAGUGACUGCAGAGCACAUUGCCAAGUUAAAGUCUUGGGGCUACCUUGAGGUUCCAACAAUAGCUAAAACUCUAAUGUGUGGUGAUACCGGCAAUGGUGCUAUGGCCGAGGUGGAUACCAUUGUUGAGCAUAUAUUAAAUAACUUACGCGUGUAAUAAAUUAUGUUUUAAUAAAUCAAUAUUUUAAGGAGCAA
Stomoxys calcitrans (stable fly) is the source of this 632-nucleotide messenger RNA. RefSeq names its product phosphopantothenoylcysteine decarboxylase (gene Ppcdc). Gene Ontology annotation, cellular component: phosphopantothenoylcysteine decarboxylase complex. Lineage: Eukaryota; Metazoa; Arthropoda; Insecta; Diptera; Muscidae. The transcript is spliced from 3 exons. Bases 1 to 594 code for a protein of 197 amino acids. The record is from RefSeq and is a predicted model, not a curated record. Gene Ontology annotation, biological process: coenzyme A biosynthetic process. Gene Ontology annotation, molecular function: FMN binding; phosphopantothenoylcysteine decarboxylase activity.